This is a messenger RNA of Populus nigra (black poplar), 756 nucleotides long. Its product is annotated as protein XRI1-like. NCBI's taxonomy places the organism in Eukaryota, Viridiplantae, Streptophyta, Magnoliopsida, Malpighiales, Salicaceae. Gene Ontology annotation, biological process: male meiotic nuclear division; female meiotic nuclear division. The transcript is spliced from 6 exons. The record is from RefSeq and is a predicted model, not a curated record. The coding region runs from base 1 to 756 and encodes 251 amino acids.
AUGGGGAACAUUGGGGUUGGCAACGUGAUGAGCACUGUCUUAAAAAACAUUUCAAUGGUGGAUGAAGUGACUCCAAACGGAGAAGAUCUUUCCUACAUGCUUGAUGAGACAACUCCGGUUAAGGCUUGUGGGGAUUUGGCUUGCCAUGUUGAUCAUGAUGGUGGUGUUUUAGAGAUAAAAGAGUCACUUGAAGAAGUUUUGCCACAAGCAUCACAGUGGGAUUCUGGUUAUCAAGAUAUUUCUGCCUCCAGUUACAAUGGCUUGGAUCAGUCAUCUGAGCGGUGGAUCGCAUACUGUUUUAAUGACUCGGAGAUGCAUUUUAGUCCCAAUAAUAUAACAAAGAAUCUCCCUGGAGCAUCUGAUAUUCAAAUUGAUAUUUCAGGUAUGAAGUCCUUCAUCCAGAUACCCACGAAGUUAGCUAUUUCUGUUGCCUAUCCAUUUGCUUUUAUCAAACCUUGUAGGGUUCACGGAGAUGUCACUUUGAAUGAAAUAAACCAGCGGAUCCACACUCCACCAUCGAAAGCAAAGCUAAAGGAUGAAGAACCCGUCGUUUACCUCAUGUCUGCUUUUUUCGGGAAGCCUGUUGUUGGCAAAACUAAAAUUCGCACAGAAGAAGGGAAAGGAAGCAUCACAAUUAUGAGAACUAAAGGCUUAUAUGAUAAGUGUCUUCCUAAGUUGCAGCCUGAGUCCCCUUUACUCUACGGUCGAGUUUUUUUGCUAUGUUGUUCUCAACCCUUCAAGUACAGAAGUUGGUAG